Hyaena hyaena (striped hyena) is the source of this 5220-nucleotide messenger RNA. RefSeq names its product spermatogenesis-associated protein 31E1-like. The transcript has 11 exons. Lineage: Eukaryota; Metazoa; Chordata; Mammalia; Carnivora; Hyaenidae. The record is from RefSeq and is a predicted model, not a curated record. Bases 850 to 5220 code for a protein of 1456 amino acids.
AACGGAGUCGUGUUUCAGCCGCAGAAAACGUGAAGGAGGUUUCAGACUGCGAGGUGGGCUCGCAGGGCGAUCAAUACGAGAAUUCUAUUCUAGACUGAAUUGCACUAUAAAAAGAUACAUCUUUAAUCAACAACCAUUGAGAAGAAAUGGGAAAGAAACUACCUCAUUUACAUAACAAGGUCAAUAAAAAAAAAUCAAAAGAUACGACAAGAAUGUUUUGAAGUAAUGUACAAAACCUCCAUGAGGAAAACUUCUGUUUGAUACAAGAUGAUCCCAGGGUUUAUCUAAAUAAAUCAGAAAGAAGAUUUUCAUCAACUUGGGCAUUUUCUUGUUGGCAUCCAGCACCCUCGUGGCUUAUGCUGAAAUCUGAAGAACGUGACCACAACUAGCCUCUGUCUAACAGGGAGCUAAGUAACUCUGCAAUGAAACAAAAUUCUAGACUGUCUAACUACUGAGAGAGGAAGCUGAGGCCUCAUAAGGCCAAGGACACACUCGAGUGCAAGAGUGUGGUCACAUGCGGAUUAAUGGACCUGCGCCACCUCUGCCCUGCACUCACUGCUAUCAGAGCGGAAUCCAAGUGAGCUCAGUGGGGUCAAUACCACUUACAACACACUUUGUUCUCCAGGAUCCGUGUGCCCAAAAAUAGCCUUCCCUCGCUCCUGCCGAGAGAUGGUUCCCUCAGAGUUUGGCCAGCACCCAGGUUGUAAAGAAUUAAAGGAUUUGAGGACGUGCUUUCCUGUCUGAGACGUCGACCGCUACAACCCAGGGUCUGGGAAAGGUCCUUGGUUUACCGUUUCAUGCAUCAGGGUGGCAGCGAGGCAGCGAGAACCACUGAGUCCUGAAGAUGUUAUGGAAGAAGGCUCCGGCGCCGGUGCAGAAAGCAGCCAUCGGACUGUGCUUUUUGUCCCCUGCAUGAUACUCUGCAGCAGGAAAGAGAUGGAGAAUAUUCUCUUGGCUCUGAAAAGCAUGAGCGCCGGUUGGCUGAGCUCCAGCCCCUCCUCCUGGACGACGGGGACCACCUUCGCCUUCCUGUGUGGACUGUGGCUCUUCCUCCUGCUAAUCUCCUGCUUCCAGACUGACCCGUCGUCCUCACCACCACGUCGGAAACGCAGACUCAGCAGAAAGCAGGUAGAGCUGAGGCGCAGGAGCAUCAGAGACAAGAAGAAAAGCGAACUUCUGAAAGCCUGCAGAGAUUGUCUGCAAGAACUGGAUGGGGUUCGGGACCUGGUUUCCCUUCUGCAAAGCCACCGGGGGCGGCGUCCUGACCACGGAGGCCUCCCCCAGCCCUUAGGGCAAGAAGGCCCUGGGGACGUGUGCGAAGCGGCACCUGCGGGAGCCCAGCGGCCCUGCGGGGGGCCCGUGAAGGAUGUGGCGCCCACCACGCCCGGGUCGGCUUCCCCCACGCUCCUGGCCUCCACGCCGUCACCAAGCCCACCGACCUCCUCAGUUUCUGUUCGUUCGAACUCCUCCCUGAGUCCUUCUUGGCUACCAGAGUCUCUCCUGCCCCCCGAUGGCUUUUCCGCCCUGCCCCUUGGUCCUUCCCCUUCCCCGCCCUGCCUCCCGUCUCCAGAGGCCGGCCCUCCACCCCAGACGGCCUCCCCCACCCCCCCGCGGCCAGACUCUACCUUAGCCCUCCUUCCGUGCAAGGCGUUGGCACUGCCACUGAAUGCCGUCCCUCGGAGCCCGUGCUGGCGCACCGCCGGGUCAGCCGCUCCCCUGCCAGGCCUGGGCCGCCCGAGCUGUCCCGGCCCGGCCCUGUCGUGGUGGUGGGCGGCCCAGGCCUGGGGCCUGUCCGCCUCAACACGCCUGGAGUCGCGGCAGGGGCCUCCGGCCCACCGCCACCCGGAGGCGUUGUUCUGGAGGGACCCCAACACGCAGGCGGAGCCUGGCGUCCUCUCUUUCAUCGAUCCUGACGUCCAGAAGCUCCUGGAGAUUCUCAUCACCAAGAGAUCAGAACUGAGGAUCUGGAAGGAGAAGGAAAAGGAAGAAGGGUCAGACUCCCACUUGCACCCUUUGGGGAGCGUGUUCACGUCACCGCGGGGCAAGCCGGACACCGUGGGCUGCCGACCCCUCUGGAGCAUGCAAGGCGGGCCCCAGCAGCUGCUCGGCCCGGAGAAGCCUCCAUAUCCCGAGGUUCGGGGGGGCCGUUUGCAGCCGGUAUGUAGCCAGCUCUUCUGGGGUCUCCCCAUUCUGCACAGUGAGUCCUUGGUGGCCACUGUCAGCCUGACUGGUUCCCCACUGGACUUGACGCCUGUCAUUUUCAAUGAACCGUCUCAUGCCUUAUCAUUCCAAAUUCAGGACAGCGUAGCUUCUCAUCCGUCACCGGCCCAGCCCUUCCCUCACACUUCGGCCGAGCCCCAAGCCUUGACCCCAGGCUUGACCCAGCCUCAGGACCCGCCUCCGGCUCAGGUCGAGCCCCAGGCCCAGCCCGCACCCUCUGUCCCAACGGGACUGCCUUCUCUCCCGCCCCAGAUGGCCGGGGAGGCAGCUGACCCUCCAGUGCAGGAUAACACACCACCUUUCAUCCCAAAUGCAAUUCAAAACCUGGAGAGUCACUUUUUGAAGAAGCAACUAGAAAGGAGCAGGACUUUACCCUCUGUGGUGAAACGAUCUCAGGAAGUCUUCAGCCAGGUCCUUCCUGACUUUCCCCAGGACAGCGAGGCCCCCCAGACCCCCAGGACAGCGUCCGUCCUUCCCUGCCCCUCAGGGGACUCGAUCGCCCCUGAGCUCCGGGAACACCUAGAGCAACACUUUUGGAAGAAAUCCAUGAAGCAGCAAGAUGGCGGGACCCACAAGAUCCAACACUCGGUGGAGCUGAGCCGGCCCCACGGCGAGCUCCCGAAGGCAUCACAGGCACAGAGUGGAAGCCGCCAGGCUGCCCAGAAGACCAGGCCCAGGCGCCCAGCAAGGACCAUGCCAGGUAAAAGCCUGGGCAAGGAUACCGGGCCCAGUGUGGGGGGCGCCGAGAAAGAUCUACACAGGAGCUUGACCAGCUCUUCACUGAAGGUUUCAAGAAUAAGCUCUGAGGGGUCAGACUUGACGAAGCCCCGAACGAGCGGCCCAGACCAGAACCACCCAGAAAAGCUCCUGAGAGCCCAUUUGGGCAGGAAAUCAGGGCAGAUCAGAGAGGGUCAGAUCCCUGUGGGCAUUCAUCAAUCCAGGCUUGGUGUCAACCAUGCCUCGGACCUUCCUGCCAAGCCAAGUGCUCACAGAGAAACUGGAAAUCUAGCAUUUUCCAAGUGUCCGGAGCCCUGUGUGAACAUCUCCCAUGAUUUUUCCAUCCUCAGUCCAUACACUCAACGGAUGCUGGAGGCACAUAUUAUAAGGUUCCGGGUGAAGCACAGAUGGGGCCUACCCCUCAGGGUCCUCAAGCCUCUCAGUCUCUUUAAGUUGAAAAAGAGCUCAAUCUUUCCACCGCCCUCCACUCCCUGCUUGGCCACCUGUCCACCUAAGGCCCGGGCGAAAGCCAAGUUCUUGGAAAACCCGCCUCAGCCCCAUCAAGGAGGGGUGGUAAUAACAGAAGAGUCCGUUCCCACCUUGAGGGCUCCCCUUCUUGCCCCCCAGCCUGCGCGUGAGGAAGUCCAGGCUGGGCAGGCCCUGGGCAGGUCCUCCUCUGGUGACGGCCGUGGGCCCUCGGGGGUCCCUCUGGCUGGACGGGAGGCCGGGCCACACUCUCAGACCCCCACAUACAGCUUCGUGGGCAGAAUCUGGCACAGCGAGAUCGGCGCGGGGGCUCUUGAGAAUCUCAGCUUGGAGGCAAGUCCAGGUCCAGCAAUGGCCACAGAUGAGCCGAUGAGGGAGAGCGGGGGUUGGACUUCAUGGGACUCCUGCUGCAGCGUAAAGGUACUAGACCUCGGCUUAGAAUCCCAGUCUUCCAGGGCCAGAGAGGGCUCUGCGUGGGGAGACUCCCUGGACCCCAGUGAAAGCAUCCAUGCGGAUGUGAGAAGACUGGGGUCGUCCGGGAGCAGCCAAGGCCUCUCAACACCCACAGCGUUGGCGGGUCUAGGCCAGGACAAGCCUAAAGGGGUUGAGCUCCGGGGGCUGGCGGGGUGCGCAGGGCCCGAAGGCCGAGGCGGCAGCGUGCUCCUGCAAGACUGUGAAAGGGGAGUGCUCCUGCAAGACUGUGAAACGGGAGUGCUCCUGCAAGACUGUGAAACGGGAGUGCUCCUGCAAGACUGCGUCUCCAACGAACUCCUGGAGGGCUGCCGCUCCGACGUGCUCCUCGCUGCCGACGUCUUGGCCUCUCACGGCUCUCUGCCUGGCUUCCCGAGUGAGUCCAGCACAGACACGUCGACUUCCCAGACGAUCCUCCACUUCAGAGCGAGUGCGCAGAACAGCGAGGGGCAGCGGGGGCCCCUGAGGCCGCCGGGCCUCCGGAAGACCCAGAGCGGCCGCCCGGACCGCAGAGACGACCGCUGGAGGUUCAGCCUGGGGGGGCGUGACAAAUGGCUGGCGGAGCUCAGGGCCUUCCAGGCCAGCGUGAUGCACUGCCCUCCCCGGGACCAGGAGUCAGCAGAGAUCCUGAGAAGCGAGCUCGGUCAGCUCCUGCCCAAGGAGGCCGCUCCCCCCGAAAGCCGCUUCAGAAGGCGGAUGAGGCGCUUCCUGCAGUGGAUUUUUCCCAGCAAAGGCAAAAGACCGGAAGAUUCCCCGCGCCAGGGCGAGCCGGCCCCCACCCCCGCCCAGAGGCCGGGGUCCGGCUCAGGCAUAUCAGUUGAGGACGACAAGACUCAGGUGCUCAUGACAGCCAUGGGACACAUCCUGGAGGAGAAAACGGUGCCUCACCGGGGACUUAGAGCCUCGGAGUUCAACUGGUGCAAGCGGGAACUCCAGGCACAGGCCGGGCCCGGCGUCUGCUACCACAAGGUUCUCUCCUACCAAGAGCAGAGGAGAGUGAUGAGAGAGACAGCCUCCAAGGGCCACGGCUGUCCUAACAAGGCCCCGUGCGUCAGGGGCAGAGACAGCAAGUGGGCCUUCGUACCCCAGACGCUGGGGUCCCCAGGCACACCCUGCCACCACGGGCCGAUGGGGGCCAGAGCCUCAGGCCGCCCUCACCACCCCCACUGUCCCAGGCACUGCCUCCUUCAAAAACACGUUCCGUCUGGCCAUUCAGCGUGUGCAGCUCACGCCUUUCUCGGGAAGACACCUUUUCUCCAAGAACGAAUGCAUACAGUACAGAGAAAAACGUAUUUUUCUCAGGUCAGCACAUCGUCUAUGGACUAA